UUUAACAUAGUAAAUUUUAAUUAUAAAAAUAAGUAAAGCAGGCAAUACAGAGGGGAAAAAUAAAACUGUAGUUGCCAAUUUAUUUGAGAGUUAAAUGUUCCUGUUACUUUGACAUUAUGUCUAAAAACGGAACUCAAAUGACUAAGCAUAUUGAAAAAUGUCAAAAAUGUCCUGAUGAAGUAAAAAGUCUGUAUGCAAAUAAAUCAGGUUAUAGUCAAAAACAGCAAGACUCUCCUGCAGAUGCUGAACAAAAAACAAAAAAUCCACAAUCAGAUUCUUUUGGAACAUCCUUUUUUGAAUCAAUUUGUAGAAGUAAAAUACCAAGUUCUGUGUUUGACAGCAUGACAAAAACUGAAAAGGAAUUGAUUGAUACACACCUAGCCAGAGCAAUAUAUGCCAGUGGAUCACCACUCCAUAUAGUAGAAUAUAAUUAUUGGAAAAUCUUUUUGAACAAGUUAUGUCCUGCUUAUAAGCUUCGGUAAAGACAUGAAGUGUCAAAUGUAUUAUUAGAUAAUGAAUUUUCAUGGAUAUUGCUUGACAAUGUUGCUUGACAAUUAUUUAGUUAAUAAACAGAUCAUAUUUGUUUAUAUGCUGUUUCUUCUUUACAAAAAUGAAGCUAUCAUUAACUUUGUAUUGACAUUGCCUUCUUCGUCACCAUUUUGUGGAAGACAUUGCC
This is a messenger RNA of Hydra vulgaris (swiftwater hydra), 676 nucleotides long. NCBI's taxonomy places the organism in Eukaryota, Metazoa, Cnidaria, Hydrozoa, Anthoathecata, Hydridae. The record is from RefSeq and is a predicted model, not a curated record.